AUGAGCGAGGUGUAUAAGAGGCGGAAUCGGUCGACUGCGUACUACACCCUCAGCAUCAUCCUAGGGACGGUCGCGCUGUCAUAUGGCUCGAUCUGCCAAACAACCGGCUACGGCGGACAGCCCGUACGGGCACACGGCACCGCGGGCAGCGGGGACGGCUCCCCCGAAGACCUAGCCUCGCGGCUCGAGCCCGUGACGGACGCGCGGCGGAUCCGCGUGACAUUCUCGUCGUCCGUGUCCGACGUGCUACCGUGGAAGUUCACGCCGCAGCAGCGCGAGGUGCGCGUGCUGCCCGGCGAGACGGCCCUCGCCUUCUACACGGCGACCAACAACUCGGACAAGGAUAUUGUUGGGGUGGCGACGUAUUCCGUGACGCCGGCCCAGACGGCGCCGUAUUUCAGCAAGAUCCAGUGCUUCUGCUUUGAGGAGCAGCGGUUGGCGGCCGGGGAGACGGUGGAUAUGCCCGUGUUUUUUUAUUUGGAUCCGGAUUUGUUGAAGGAUUUGAAUAUGCGCAAUGUGCAUACCGUGACGCUAAAUUAUACCUUCUUUACAGAGGCGAGGUAUGACGAUAAGGGCAGGUUCCAGGGCGCGCCGGGGUUUUGA
Messenger RNA from Chaetomium globosum CBS 148.51, 603 nucleotides. RefSeq lists its product as uncharacterized. The transcript is spliced from 4 exons. Gene Ontology annotation, cellular component: mitochondrial inner membrane. Bases 1 to 603 code for a protein of 200 amino acids. Lineage: Eukaryota; Fungi; Ascomycota; Sordariomycetes; Sordariales; Chaetomiaceae. Gene Ontology annotation, molecular function: copper ion binding. The record is from RefSeq and is a predicted model, not a curated record.